UACUUUAAACAAAUUUUAUAACAUAUGUAAAUUAUACAGCCUUGAGUAUUGUUAUGAACUUAAUUCAAUGGGAAAUAUUCGAUUUAACAUGAAUUUCGGUGAAAGCCCUUCAACUUAAUCAGCUUGGCAAUUUUAAGAGACACCUGGAAGAAAUACAACCAACGAUUCUAACUGCUAAGAAUUUUGUGUCCAAAUUCAAAUUGUCUCAAAUUCUGUUGUAAUAUGUAAGACUUGUUUGUCUUGCCUGGUAGCCUUCUCCAUUGGACUGCAACACUUGUUGGGACACACGCUAAAACUCUUCUUCAUGUUGGAGGUGAAUCCAUGGGACUUUACCAGCCUGUUGCACGUCUGGCACAUUAGGAUGAUCAGGAUGGAGACGAUCUUGACAAAAACAUCCCAGACUGUGCUGCGUCUUACACUCAGUAUUCCGCAAUUGAUUUGUGCCUUAAAAUAGUCCAUAAUGUGGAUUCGACGUCGUUGAAAGCCCUUUGCAUUUCACGAUGUAGCUCAGUUUAAAAUUUUUAAUUUAAAAUUAAAUUAAAUUAAAUAAAAAAAAUAUUUAUUAAGCCUAUAAGUCAUAUCAAUUUUCUUAUCAAAAACUAAAUAAAUAUUUCGCCACCUUGACUUUUUACAUCCUGCCAUGGCGCGCUUUCCAACACUGUUUUGUGCGUGACUUUCGUGAGUUUGAUUGUAUUUGUGUGGAUAUUAUAAUUUGGGUUUGUUUUCGUUUUGCAAACCGAUAUCCAGGGAAUUAUCCUAAACCUCCAUAAUGCAUGUGGAAAAAAAAUCGGAGCUGCGCAGCCUCCUCAAAUCAGGGGAUAAGAGGUGCAAACUUGUUGAGCCCCGUAAUACGAAAAGUUGCGUUUGGAGGUUUUUUAAUCUCGUCCAGUGCGACGACCAUAUUGAGCCGUACGCCUGCUGCAAAACCUGUGGCGAUCUAUUGUCCUACAGCGGUAAAACCGGAACCGGAUCACUACUGCGCCACCGAUGUCUCCACUCCAGCAGCAGUAACGAAAAAACUGUGAGGAUUACCAAGGCCAAGACACUAAGGGAACCGCUGCGCGUGGCCAAACCGAAGAUCGAGUCAAACGUUGCCAGUUAUCUUGGCGAGGCUGGUGCAUUGCCACAAAAGUGGGAGGAGUACGAGCAAAACGAUGAGAUCAGUGAGGAUAUCAAGGACAUUAUUUAUAGCGAGGAUCCCCUGUGCUACAGCCCUAUACACGUGAUGGAAGACGAAGCCCUAGAGCAGGGGGAGAAGCAAGUCACCGUUCUGAGCCACUCGAGUGCCACCGGCGGUGGGAGCAGCAGACCUAGUGCAGCUGCCCAGGGCCAGGCCACUGUGGUGGCUUCCACGUCUGGCAGCAAUGCGGCCAAGCAGCUGAAGAACAACCUGGAAACGUCCAUCGACAGACUGACCACCGUCAGCGAGCAGCUUAGCUAUAUUAUCCAACAAAAUCACGAGGAGCAGACCAAGGAUGAUGAUUACUACUUUGCCCUUAGUUUGGUGCCAAUGAUGAGACACCUGUCGCUCAGUCGUAAGAUGUACGUGCGUGCCAAGAUCCAGGAGAUACUGUUCAAGGAGAGCGAGGACGGAGCGCCCACAAAAGAUGAGUAGGAGCAACUCUAUUACAUAUACCCAGAGGAUUAAGGAAACGAGGAGAGGAACAGAAAAAUAGGGCAUCUCUGCAUGUCGUUAUCUAGGUUAAAAAUAUAUACAUAUGUUAUGUAUUCAUUUAAUUUAUGCUCUUCUAUCAAGUGCAAAUAUUUCGAUGUUUCAAUUUAUUUUCCACAUUUUACAUUUACUCAAAACGCAAAUAAACCUGUACGACGUAGUAAGAACAAGAA
Drosophila eugracilis is the source of this 1845-nucleotide messenger RNA. RefSeq lists its product as uncharacterized. The record is from RefSeq and is a predicted model, not a curated record. Bases 770 to 1615 code for a protein of 281 amino acids. Lineage: Eukaryota; Metazoa; Arthropoda; Insecta; Diptera; Drosophilidae. Gene Ontology annotation, molecular function: DNA binding. The transcript is spliced from 2 exons.